Molecule: messenger RNA, 1437 nt
Organism: Fomitopsis serialis
Lineage: Eukaryota; Fungi; Basidiomycota; Agaricomycetes; Polyporales; Fomitopsidaceae
Exons: 6
Coding region: 1-1437 (478 amino acids)
Source: RefSeq, a predicted model, not a curated record
AUGUCUUCGGACGCUCAGGCUUCCCAACGUCACACUCGUGCAGCUAACGCUUUUGCACAUCCAGGUCUUCCGGAUGUCAAAGAACCGGUGAAGCGGCGUAGCAAGAAGGAAAUCGAGGCGGCUAGGAAGGCUCAAGAGGCAGCAAAUGACGCUGCCGAGCGUGGUCGUACGACUGCGGUCAAAAGUGUAGCAUCAGUGCAGCAUGACAUGAAGCAGCGCGACGCACAGGAGCAGGCUCAACGUGUGCUGCCACCCAAGUUCGCUGUCAAAGCCUACAAGUCUUCGACCAACGUGGGGCCAGAGUCACAGGCUGUCGACCACGACAUCUCUGACACUGAAAGUCUCGACUCGCCGCUCGCAGUUGCACCGGUUCCUCCGAAGAAGACAAAGCUGAAGAAGGUAACGCGAAAGGAGAUUGAUGCCUUUCCCGUUACGACAACCGCUGCUGCCGAGCAGGCAGUACCCAAAACCUUGACCGAAAAGCAUGAGGUCGCAUCCGGAAAGCGCAAGUCCACGGCUGGGUCUGGCGAAGGUGUUCCAGCUCCCAAGAAGCCAAAGCCGACGCACCCUUCAGGAUUACUGGUGUCAUGGAGAGGGACCAAAAGUUCCACGGCCCCUUCAUCUGCGAAGUCACACAGCAAGCCUGAGGGUACUCCCACCGUUCCAGCUGCAACACUAGCUUCCACAAUGCCCGAGGAUACCACUGGUGAGGUCGACGGAUAUGAAUCCGGCGACUCAUCAUCCUCACUGUUCAACAAUGACAUCAUCAUUUUUCAGGGCAUUGUCAGUGUCGAUUCCGAGGGCGAAGAGCUUGUGCCGAAGUCGAAGGGCAAGAAAUCAUCUGGUGUCGGCUUCAUUGACCUCGGGAGCGACUUCGCACAAGCUGUGCAAACCAAGGUGUCUGCCCAGAACGUGACGAGUCAGGCGAUCACGCAGCCUGCUGAUGAACGUCAGGGUAGCCGCCGGCGCACAGUGACGAACCAUGACUUACCCCGAGGCACACUGCAAAGGUACAACAAGGUCUUCAUGCCGAAGCUAAUCCACGUCAUUGCUUGUCUCGCGAAUCCCUGGGAGUUGCAGGUCAUCGACUUCGCCGCGGAGCUUCGGCGCCUCUGGGACGAAGUCUUUCCGGAUGUGGUGCUUGGGUACGAGGUCGAGGCGGGGUCUUUACUGUAUACUUUGUCGAUGCAGCGCAUCUACAACUGGCGCUCCAGUUUCGGUGCCAAUGCGAUCAACGCAGUCGAGAAGUUCUGGGUGAAUGUGGGUAUCGAAGACCCGCGUGAUCGUGCGGAGUGCGCACGAGUUGCACUUGGGCAAGGGAAGCCAUAUCUCUUCGGCCAUGUGGAGUUCAUGCCAGAUGGACAGACUAUCGUGGUAAUCCAUAGUGUUCGCCUGCUGCGAGUGCGUACAUCUGCAAAGGGCUUUUCUUUAUUGUAG